Zychaea mexicana is the source of this 647-nucleotide messenger RNA. RefSeq lists its product as uncharacterized. Gene Ontology annotation, cellular component: cytosol. The coding region runs from base 49 to 231 and encodes 60 amino acids. The record is from RefSeq and is a predicted model, not a curated record. Gene Ontology annotation, molecular function: fructose-2,6-bisphosphate 2-phosphatase activity. Gene Ontology annotation, biological process: negative regulation of programmed cell death; positive regulation of DNA repair; regulation of pentose-phosphate shunt. The transcript has 4 exons. Lineage: Eukaryota; Fungi; Mucoromycota; Mucoromycetes; Mucorales; Lichtheimiaceae.
AUUUUGGCAGUCUGAACGAAAAUGACAUGAUAAUGUGAGCUUCAUGGCAUGAAAAUUUCCUCUCUUUGUUUCAUGUUGAUAACACUGGUUCGACAUGGUGAGAGUAACGGUAACAUAAUGCAACAAUGGCAAGGAAUCACUGACGGACCGUUAACCAACAAGGGGAAAAUGCAAGCAGAGCUUCUAGCUCAUGAGUUGAGUAAAUAUAAGCCCGUUGAGUCGCGCUUUUGAUACAGCCAAGGCAAUUCAAGCAGCAUUAUUAGAGCAACCAUCAUCGCCACCCGAGAUCAUCACUGAUCCUCGACUCAUCGAGUUGCAUAUGGGUACACUGGAAGAAGCGUCGUGGGCUGUCCCAUACCAGAUCGAGACCCGUGACACGCCAUUUCCCGGUGGAGGAGAAUCUCUCAAUGACGUUCUUUCUCGUGCCUUAUCAGCUUUAGAGUUACUAUUGAGCAAUACUGAAGGAGAAGGAGCAGAGCAUCAUGUAUUGCUGGUGUCACAUGGCAUGUUUCUCACAGAACUUAUCCAUGCUCUUUGCAUCUCCUACAACUCUGCCUGGGUUGAUGUUGCAUGGUCUAAUACAGGGAUCACGACAAUCGAGCUAGACCACAAAGGUCUUCACUUCCUUCGGAUUAAUGAUACGAAUC